Molecule: messenger RNA, 1959 nt
Organism: Cheilinus undulatus (humphead wrasse)
Lineage: Eukaryota; Metazoa; Chordata; Actinopteri; Labriformes; Labridae
Gene: mzt2b
Product: mitotic spindle organizing protein 2B
Exons: 4
Coding region: 379-864 (161 amino acids)
Cellular component (GO): centrosome; spindle
Source: RefSeq, a predicted model, not a curated record
UUCACCUGCAGACGGGACAUGGUAGGGUGAAAAGUAGCAUCAAGCUAGCGAAGUUUUGAUAAACUUGUUUAGAGUACUUUCUCUUCUUUUAAUAUUUGUGUUUUGUUUGUUUCCUCGUGUUUGAUUACUUGAAGGUUGUACAAAUUUUAGAGGUUUCAGUUUGGUUUUGUAUUGGCUCAUUUCCUUCAAACGCACAAUUUGUUUGGACGCCAGUUUUUGCUAGGCUUCGUUGUUUUCGACUACAACUCCCAUGAUAGCACGGGAUGUCUCAUGUCUAUGACGCAGUUCUGGCGCGCCUCUUUUGGUUGUGGCAAGAGGAAUUGUUUUUGACGACGCUUUAAUCACUCACUUUGCCGAUAUUAGCGAUAGUGGUCAGAGAUGUCGCAACAGCCACCACAAACUGUGCCUUCAGCCCCAGACUCCCCUGCUCUGGUGGUCACCAGCAACGUCCAGAAAUAUGCUAUAAAGAAGAAGAAAGUCCUUAGUGCUGAGGAGAUGGAGCUCUUUGAGCUAACCCAGGCAGCAGGAAUCACUGUGGACCAAGAGGUCUUCAAAAUAAUCGUAGAUCUUUUAAAGAUGAACGUGGCUCCUCAGGCAGUCUUCCAGACUCUAAAGGCAAUGUGUGCGGGGCAGAGGGUCGCUGAGAGCUGCGGCGGAGCAGAGCCUUCAACAACGUCCCACACGACCAGCAUCACUACAGCACCUACAGAGACCAGAGUGCGCAGUAAAGCCGGAGCGAGUCACAGCGAGAAGAGCAGAGAGGCCUCCAGCCAGCGAGUGCAGCGGCAGCCCAGUGCCACAAGAGGGCAGAAGACUAAGAGCUCGGGUAGCAGUAGUUCCUCCUCACAGAUUAACUCCACAUAAGUUCAAGACAGUUUGACACCAUUUGUAAAUAUGUUGUUUACUUUACAUAUAAAUUAUUCAGUUGCAUGGUUUAAUGGAUUGCUUAAAAAGUAGAAAUAAAAAAAAAACACAUUUAUUCAAGACCCUGUCAACCAAGAUUAGAAGUUUGGAAAGAAUCUGCACCAUUGACCAUCAACAUGUAUAAAUUGAAUUGUUUCCACAAGGAUUCUCUCUCAUGCUCUUACUUACACCAGUUCAAAUAAGAGGAUGAAGUCUGGAACUCGGAAAAGAAAAUUAAAUCUACAUGUUAGUAGAGGCAGCUGCUGCAUUAUUAUCCUUGAGUUUGUUUGCUUGUUUCCAACACACAAUGGAAAACUAUUAAUGAGCUAACAGAAUAAGCAUCUCAAUCACAGGUAUUUUAACUUUGGAAAUGAUGUGAUUUACCUCAUGCUUAGUAAAAACAUUCUUUCUCAGUUUCUUGAGGGGUGCUUGGCAAGUCUUUAGAGGGCUUGAGAAAUGCUAAGCUUGUUUCUUAGCAUCUCUACAGUGUGGAGCUCUACAGUUGUGUCACAGGUCAAAGGUCAGUGGCUUCAAGCUGAACUAAUUUAGCCUAAAAUAUCAGCAGAUCAGGGUGGCAGUCCGUGACACCUGUCUGUCCAUCUGUCUGUCAGUAAUGUGUGCUACCCAAGCAGAUCGAAGAGGAUGCUACAGUGCAUGGUCUAUUAGAAAUAAGUCCUCUUAAAGGGGUAUUGCAUGCUUUUCUUGUAACUAUUUUGGUUAGUUGGUAAAAUCAGUUUUUAUUAUAAUUUUGUUAUCUUCAUAUAUAAGAAAGGCUGGGCUUUGCCCUGCUUGCCUAUUUCUUCCAUCCUCUUAAACUAUUACCCAAAUAACAACAGAAGGGACUAAAUGUAAGCUUUUUGUAAUUUGGGGAAAUCAAUCCCUUAAAAAAUCUAAUACAAUAACAAGUCCUGUUAUUCUGUGGUAACUUAAGUGUGUCUUAAUCAAAAUGUUCAUUUAUGUGUAAAACAAAGUGUUGAUUUUUUUUACUGAAACAUGAAAAUGUCUGUAUUUAAUGCGUAACUUUUUAAAUAAUAAACCAUCAACAAAUCUAUCAUA